Molecule: messenger RNA, 5772 nt
Organism: Drosophila montana
Lineage: Eukaryota; Metazoa; Arthropoda; Insecta; Diptera; Drosophilidae
Gene: Nna1
Product: Nna1 carboxypeptidase
Exons: 16
Coding region: 192-5426 (1744 amino acids)
Biological process (GO): proteolysis
Molecular function (GO): zinc ion binding; metallocarboxypeptidase activity
Source: RefSeq, a predicted model, not a curated record
ACAUAAACACAUACAGAGGCAGACAUCAGUUUGAUUUGAGCACGAGAAAAUCCGGUUGAAAUAGAAACGAAUUCAAGCGUUCAACAAAAUUUGUGCGUUUCUUUAUAUUUUGCAUUUCUCCACCAUACACAUAAAGGAAGCGUAUUGGCGGUUAGGAAACCAGUGUGGAUUCCAGGAACGACCAGUGCAGCAUGCAGAAGUUCGCUAGGGACAAUUGGUUGGCGAGGGCAGCGCAUGAUAAUAUUGAAACAAAACAUCAGAAACAGUGUGAUGGCUUCUUAGGCAAUCUUCUGUCGAAAGGCCUGAAAACCAAUCAAUUGGUUGUUAAUACCGAUGAAAAAACAUUGAGACCAAUUGCACGAUUGAAGGAACCGCGGGAUUUAUUCGCCCUGCCCAAGGAAAAGGAUAAUGAUUGCUCACAGCAGGCCCCCAGAUGGCCUGUUGAAUGCCAGGUCAUUGGGGAGCGUAUUAUACACAUUCCUUACGUGCCAGCGCAGCCUGAACCGCUUAAUGUGCCCACGGGUAAUGAGCUAAAGCCACGUCCAGUUGGCGAGGAGAAUGGCAUUGUUGUAUUUUCCUAUUGUCCUAUAAGUGCUGUAAACUAUGGGAGCCCAAAUACGAAAACUAAGACAGAGGAUAAGUCAAGCGAAGAUUCAGAUGACUCUUCGGAUUCCAGGAACGAAUUCAUACCUCUCAGUCGGAGGCUGACGCUUCAUUCAGGCAAAAAUCAGCUGAACAGCGUGUCUAGCCUAUUAAAUAGGCUAGGUGACAUCUCGACAAGCAACUCUCAGGACGAUGACGAUGACUGCAAUACAAGUGGAGAUGGUAAGGAGUCCCAAGAGAAAACAGACUUCCAAUGUCUCAUCGAUUCGAAGAACAAACUGUUCGGUACUGCAACGUAUGGUACAGACUCCAGCAAAUUAACUAUUAAAGACAACACUGGGAUCAGCGAUACUUGGAAGAACAAUAGCAUUGAGUACAAGCCCGCCUCGCCGCACUACGUGCUUAGUCAGUUUGGCAAAAAAGUUUCUAAGGGGAUAAUUGAGAAGAUUAUCGAUUACGACGAAAAUCCCUUAACUGGCACAGGCAGCUCCACCUCAAGCAAGGUACAAAAUAAAUAUGCAGUUACCCCCUUUAAACUACCCAAAACAAACAUUUCGCGUUUGGAGGUUGCUUUCCAAAGCAGUUCACAUCAAUCUUAUAAUGAUAAGACUUCAAUAUCGCGCAAGAGUAACAAGGUCGGUGACACGGACGAGGACAGCGACGACGAUUGCAGUACAGACAUUGCUAAGGACGAGCCAAAAGUUUCCGUUAGUCGUUUGGCCGGUGGCGCUGAUAAGCGUCCAAGUACCAGUUCUAGCUCUGUAUCGGAUACAGAAACGCUAGUCGGAGGAGAAAGCAUGUGCAGGCUAGCAUCAGCCACCGAUGAUAGAAAGCUAAAGCCAUUUCCUUCGGUUCCAAUACCAAUUUGCACAAGAACCGUGAGCAUGGCGGCAGCAGUUGCAGCUGUCGCAAGGGGGCGUCGUCGAGGCUUUGAAUCAAUUCCAAACGAUAUUGGGGUAACGCAUAUAAGUACUAGCACCAAUACUAGCACUUAUGAACAAGUUAACGAUAAACCCAGUUCAGAGAAUAAUUUUAAUGAACGGGCAUCUUUUCAAUCUCAACCUCUUCCCUAUGAUAUUCCCCAAAUCCAGUUCAGUCGUUCGUCGGUUGGCGGCGCAAAAUACAUGACGAACUGCCAUCCCAUGAACGCAGACGAGUCUGAUAGUCUGGAGUUUGAGUCGCGCUUCGAGUCCGGAAAUUUGGCUAAGGCAGUGCAAAUCACGCCCACCUACUAUGAGCUCUACCUACGUCCCGAUCUAUAUACAAGUCGUUCCAAGCAGUGGUUCUACUUUCGCGUUCGACGCACUCGCCGUAACAUGCUUUAUCGCUUCUCCAUUGUCAAUCUGGUGAAGUCGGAUAGCCUUUACAACGAUGGAAUGCGACCAGUCAUGUACUCUAAUUUGGGUGCUAAAGAUAAAAACGAAGGCUGGAGAAGAUGUGGCAAUAAUAUUUCAUAUUAUCGUAAUGAUGAUGAAAGCAACAACAAUACUAAUGAAGAGGAUGAAGAUAACUCGAGUUACACACUGACCUUUACAAUUGAGUUUGAGCACGAUGAUGAUACGGUGUACUUUGCCCAUAGCUACCCGUACACCUACAGCGACUUGCAGGACUAUUUGAUGGAAAUACAGCGUCAUCCCGUAAAAUCAAAAUUUUGUAAGCUGCGUCUUCUCUGCCGCACACUAGCUGGAAAUAAUGUGUAUUAUCUAACCGUUACGGCACCAUCCAAUAAUGAGGACAACAUUAGGCGUAAAAAAUCAAUUGUGGUAUCGGCACGAGUGCAUCCCAGCGAGACGCCAUCGUCAUGGAUGAUGAAGGGUCUGAUGGACUUUAUAACUGGUGAUUCUACAGUAGCUAAGCGCCUACGCCACAAGUUUAUCUUCAAACUGGUACCCAUGUUGAAUCCGGAUGGAGUCAUCGUAGGUAACACUCGCAACUCGCUAACGGGCAAGGAUUUGAAUCGUCAAUAUCGGACAGUUAUAAGAGAGACUUAUCCAUCUAUUUGGUAUACAAAAGCCAUGAUUAGAAGACUGAUUGAGGAAUGUGGAGUAGCCAUGUACUGUGAUAUGCACGCACAUUCACGCAAACAUAAUAUAUUUAUAUAUGGCUGCGAAAACAAGCGUAACCCAGAGAAGCGGCUUACCGAGCAAGUUUUUCCGUUAAUGCUGCACAAAAACAGCGCCGAUCGGUUCUCGUUUGAGAGCUGUAAGUUUAAGAUACAACGGAGCAAGGAAGGGACAGGACGCAUUGUUGUUUGGAUGCUGGGCAUCACGAACAGCUACACAAUUGAGGCCUCUUUUGGCGGCUCUUCGUUGGGCUCGCGUAAAGGCACCCACUUUAACACACAGGAUUAUGAGCAUAUGGGGCGCGCAUUUUGUGAGACUUUAUUGGACUACUGUGAUGAAAACCCGAACAAAGUAAAACGACAUGCCAAAUUAUUUAAGCAAAUCAAAAAGAUAAGAAAACGCGAGAAACGCGAACAGAAAGCAUUGAAAUUACAAAAAAUGGCCGAUCAGAUUUUAAAUUUACUCAAACAACAGGAAAGACUACGCUCUAAAAUAAUCGAAAGACUGAUGCGCGAAGGCUCAAGCGCCGACGAACCAUUAAACAUACCGCUAUCCGAUUACUCAAGCGACGAGGGAAACUGCAGUUCUAGUUCCGACAAUGAAGGCAAACAUUCAAUAACAGCAUCUGAUCUAGAAGGUCCUUGCUGUGCGCCUAUACGCGCGCCGCCCAGUUCGCCUGAGAUCAUGCAUGAGAUUCGUAAGUUUCGUGUACGCCGAAUGCACAAGGUGAUGCAUGUUUUGGACCAAAUAUACUUCUCACCUGUUCUUCAGAGGAAAUUCAAGGCACUGGCGCGGCUUAAGCGUCGCCGCCACAAAUUGGGAUGCAAGAUGGUCUGUCCCAGGCGUGCGACUGGUGGUGGAGGUGGACAAAUUUCACCGCGCGGUAAUGUCGAGAGACUUGUGAACGGCGAAACGCCAGAUCGCGCUCAGAUAACGAUCAAGACGCCACGCCAGUCGCCUGACUCCGAAAGUUCUGAGAGCAACGGAUCUCAGUCCUCAGAUUUGUUGACGGAUGCUAGCAACGAUGUCAAUCAGACUGGUAAACAGUCUUCCCGUAAGCGCAGUAAAAAAAAGAAACACCUGUCCACAGAAAAGUGCAAGACUAAAGCAUUAAACCGCAAGAUGCGUAUCGACCGCAAUUUGCGACUUUGGCUGGCCAACCGACGUAUUUUUAUUUUUCGCCGAAAAAAGAAUCGCCGGCAGCGUGUUCGAAGUAAGCCUGUUAAAAAGCGCGGCGAAUUGGUGCGCACUGCGCUUGAUUUGCCAACGACUGAUCCGGGAUCUGAUUUGCAUUUUUCUACAGACGAUGAGGAACUUUUCUCAGCUGGUAACGUUACAUUUGGAGCAGUGGCUCCACUUCGUCACACUCUACUCCAGAGCGAGUUGCAGCGCCGCUAUAUCGAAGAAAUUGGUGACUUGGUUGUCCAAAAACCGAAGUCUGGUUACAUGCCACCAGAAUUGAUCGUGACAACACCCUCCAAGAGCACCGGGCCAGGCGGAGUUAAAAGGUUAGACGUCUACAAACUGACGCCUAGUACAGCGCCCGAGCAGCAAGGCAGUCAGCACAGCCAGACUAAUGCCACAGGUGCUCGACGUACAUAUUCCUGGCACAAUCUCAACCAAGAUAGCAGCCGUGUUAGGCCCAACUUUAUCAACGAAUCAAAGCCAGCUGUGAGGAUUCAUAAGACACCACCGCGACGCAGUGUACACAGCAACCUAAUCUCACUUGGCCCUCAAAGACAUGGCACUGAAAGUCAUGCUAACGACCUGCAUGUAAAACUCUCAAUGAAACGAAAAAUUUGGACAGGAGCGCAUGGCGACCCCGACGUCCGACCGUUUGCUUGGUACAAAGGACAGGCCAAGACAAAUGCUCACAUGGCAACCGUAAUGGCUACGGCAGCAGCGACUGCAGCGCUUCGGGGCUCUGGAGGAGGCAACAAGGAACCGUUGACAUCGGCAGCGGGAUCGUCAACAACUACAGCAACUGUGCCACCCCCCUAUGUAGGGGCGCCGCGCAGAUCCCGCAAAUUGGAGCAGGUGGAUUUAUUUAACGCAUGUUCACAAAAACUAUUACUCUGGCAGCAAGAGCAUAAGAAAAUACAGCCGUCAAACACACGCCUAAUGGGCGGGACUAGCGCCAAGCUUGAGUAUCCGCAGAUCCCCAUACGCGUUUGCAAACCAAGCAAGAGCACCAGAACAGCUAGUGGUAACGCUAUCAAUGUAUCUGGCGUAGCUGGUAAGAGUAAGCGCAAAUCCAGUAUGAUUAAAAUUGCUGAGACGACGCAGCUGGUUACAAGCUUUUCGCGGACUCAUAGCAGUGCUAGAGGCUCCGUCAACUUUGCUGUACAGAAACAUCAACAAAUGACUCAGAUGCAACGCCUGAUUUUGAAAACUCAACCAGGCAGCGGUACAGAACACGCUCAAACAGCAUCUGUCAGUGGAAUGCAACACUCUGCUGGACGCACAUCUAACAAGUUCAAGGCUAGUGGCCUAGUCGUCACGGCGGUCCAGCAGGAUUCAGGAGGUGGUGGUGGGGUUUCGAGACGAAUGCGUCAUGCUGGUGGGUCGCUUAUAAAGAGUGGCAGCAGCGGAAUCGCCACUGGCGCACACAACAUGCUACAAUAUCGCAAUACUAACACAUUGCCAGCAAACAAAUCUGUUGCAGGGAUUUCCCUAGACACAGUCAGCCUUGUACGGAAGGUUAAAACGAAGUUGAAAAAGCGAAAGUCCCGCACGGUAGCGAAUGUUGCUACCAAGUGAAAGAUAGCUGAAGCAGUGAGAUUCCCGGACAUUCCUCGACUCCAUAACCGACAACAUCCCCUUAUCAAAAUCUUUCAUGUAUUUGUAUGUGAAUUUGUUUUUAAACCAAAUUUUAGUCAAAUUUGAAUUUGUUAAGGAAAUAAUGCACAACGAUGUGUGCAAUUUUGACCAAUUAGGAAAAUGUGAAAACAUAAAUGUAGCAAAAUUUAUGGGGUACUAAAAUUCCCCUAAGUAUAGGCAUUGCGUAUAAUAUCCAUAUUUUGUAUCAAGUAUUGAAUAUUCAAUGAUUAAUUUUUGGCCGCCAUUUCUUAAAAAUUUCGCAAUAAAAAUUAAUGUUUUGAUCUAA